Daucus carota subsp. sativus is the source of this 1654-nucleotide messenger RNA. RefSeq names its product delta(8)-fatty-acid desaturase. Gene Ontology annotation, biological process: lipid metabolic process. Gene Ontology annotation, cellular component: membrane. NCBI's taxonomy places the organism in Eukaryota, Viridiplantae, Streptophyta, Magnoliopsida, Apiales, Apiaceae. The transcript has 3 exons. Gene Ontology annotation, molecular function: oxidoreductase activity, acting on paired donors, with oxidation of a pair of donors resulting in the reduction of molecular oxygen to two molecules of water. The record is from RefSeq and is a predicted model, not a curated record. The coding region runs from base 169 to 1533 and encodes 454 amino acids.
UAUAAAGACAAAAUCUGAAAUAAAUGCUUUAAUUAUUUCAGUACGUGAGAUUCAAUUAACUUGCACUUACUUCCCCACCGAAACUGAAAAUCUUUAGUGGACGCAGUUCCGAACAACAAGAAGACCGAGUUUGAGCAAGAUUUUAUUUCGUCAGAUUUUAAUUUCUUGAUGACGAUUUCUGCUACUCUGCCGCUCGCUGGAGCUAUCAGCUCAAUGGUUACUUCUAAGAAGUAUAUUACAAGUGAAGAGCUUGGGAAACAUAACAAGCGUGAAGAUCUGUGGAUUUCUAUUCAGGGAAAGGUUUACAAUGUCACUGAAUGGGCUAAGGAACACCCAGGUGGGGAUAUCCCACUCUUAAAUUUGGCUGGACAGGACGUGACAGAUGCAUUCAUUGCUUUCCAUCCCGGUUCUGCUUGGAAAUAUCUUGACAAAUUCUUUACUGGGUAUCACCUCGCAGACUAUGAAGUUUCAGAUGUAUCGAAGGAUUAUAGAAAACUUGCUGCCGAGUUUGCAAAAGCUGGAAUGUUUGAAAAGAAAGGGCAUAUCGUAAUCUACUCAAUUUGUUUUGUAGCUUUGUUGCUUUCAGCAUGUGUAUAUGGUGUAUUGGCUUCAGACAAAUUCUCAGUUCAUAUGUUAUCUGGAGCAUUGUUGGGAUUCACUUGGAUUCAAGUGGCUUAUAUGGGUCAUGAUGCUGGACACUAUCAAGCAAUGUCAAGUCGUGGAUGGAACAAAGUUGCUGGUAUUAUUAUUGGCAAUUGUAUUACUGGAAUCAGCAUUGCUUGGUGGAAAUGGACUCAUAACGCUCAUCACAUAGCUUGCAAUAGCCUCGACUAUGAUCCCGACCUUCAGCACUUGCCCAUGCUAGCAGUGUCAGACAGUUUCUUCCAGUCGUUGACAUCAAAAUUUUACAAUAGGAAACUGACGUUUGAUCCAGUAGCUAAAUUCUUCGUGAGCUACCAACACUUGUCAUACUACCCGGUCAUGUGUGUGGCGAGAGUCAACCUUUAUCUGCAAACAUUGUUACUAUUGUGCUCCAAGAGGAGAAUACCAGACAGGGCUCUUAACAUAAUUGGGACCAUUGUUUUCUGGACAUGGUUUCCUCUGCUUGUUUCUUGCUUACCCAAUUGGACCGAAAGGGUGUUGUUUGUGCUGGUAAGCUUCUGUGUCUGUGCUAUUCAACAUGUUCAGUUCACCUUGAACCAUUUUGCGGCAGAUGUUUAUGUGGGACCUCCUACGGGGAACAAUUGGUUUGAGAAACAAGCCGGAGGGACGAUAGACAUUGCGUGCUAUCCAUGGAUGGAUUGGUUCUAUGGUGGUUUGCAGUUUCAGCUCGAGCACCAUUUGUUUCCCAGGUUGCCUCGAACUCAUUUGAGGAGCAUUUCUCCUAUCGUGCAAGACCUUUGCAAGAAGCACAAUCUUCCUUACAGAAGCUUGUCUUUCUUUGAGGCCAAUGUAGCGACGCUCAAGACUCUUAAGACUGCAGCCUUUCAGGCUCGUGGUUUGCUCUGGGAAGCAGUCAACACUCAUGGUUGAUGGGUUAUAUGUGAUCAUGUUUACACCAACCCAUCAGUUUGGAUGAGAAACUCAACUUUUGUAUCAGGAUUUUUUGUAACUCUUUUGUUCUUUAAACUAUUUUAGGUUGCAUUAUGUUCUA